AUCAAUCAUCAUCUUUCGCACUCUUCGAGUGACGACGACAUUCCUUUUUUUCAUUAUCCACUUACCCCAGUCAUUCGUUAUCCACGAUCUUAUUUAUACGUAAUACUCAAUUCUACUAAUUCGCCACAAUGAAGUACGCUAUCAUCUUCGCUGCCACCGCCGCAGCCCACCAGGUCUACGGCGGUUAUGGUGAGGAUGCUCACUCCAGCGUCCAGCCAAGCACAACAGCAACCCCCAUCGGAUACACCACCGUUGUUCCCGGCUAUGGCAAGCAGCCAGUCACCGUGACCACCCAGAACCAGGCGUACCCCACCUGUGUGUCUCCUGCUUAUGGCGACAAGGGCUGUGCCAAGUGGGGAGAGGACACCUACGUCUCCACUGUCAUCAAGGACUAUGACAACAACUACGCUACCGUCACCAACACUGAGCAGCCAGUCGUUGUCUACCACACCAAGACGACCAUCACCCACUCUGCUACUGGAACUGGUGGCUAUGCUGCUCCUACUGGCACUGCCUCCAAGAACGGCACUGCUGGCUGCUGGUAUGAGCUUUAUGAGAAGAUUGAGGAGGUUCCAUACAAGAACCUUGGCCCCAAGGCUCUUCCCGGAUACGGUGGCUCUGGUCUCUACACCAAGGGUGACAAGGAGCAGCCCGUUCACGUCAAGGAGUACAAGGGUGGAAAGUGGUCCGAGUACGAGCACGUCUACUCCUAUGGCCAGCCCAAGCCAGAGGUCAAGGUUUACGAGAAGCCUGGCGUCUACGUAGUUCCCAGCAAGGACAUGGUUGUCGAUCACCCUAUCGACCACCCUGCUGAGGCUACUACCACCGCCAAGGCUGGUGAGACCUGCACCUACGGCGGACAGUCCGUCACUGCCACUGAGACUGGCUACAUCACCGCCCCCUAUGCUGGCUACAAGACCAAGGUUGAGGGUGACAAGACCAUGACUGAGACUGUCAUUGAGUACACCACCAUCUACGCCUCGACCACCGGUACCUACGAGGUCACCAAGCCCACGACUACUGUCUACGACCACGACACCGAGGUCACCUACCCUACUGCCCAGCACUACGAUGCCGGUGUCUACCACCAGCCAGCCCAGACUGUCACCAUCACCUCUGCUGGCCAGGCUUACACCUGCGAGUAUGAGAAGACCAAGGCUACUCCCUCGCCAAUGGUCCCUGGACACGGCAAGACCUACGGCGGAAACAGCUACGGCUCCUACCCAGCCCAGAACAGCUCCUCCGUUGCCUACGGCUCUUACCCAGCUGCUUCAACUCCUGCUGCUUACGGCUCCUACCCUGCUGCUUCCUCCCCAGCUGCCUACGCCGUCUCCUCCCCGGUCGCUUACGGCUCCUACCCAGCUGCUUCCAGCCCAGCUGCAGUCCACUCCAAGCCAGCCCACUACGGCGGUAACAACUACGGUGGAAACAACUAUGGCGCGUACUCCGCCUCUACCAUGAGCACCGUCCCCGUCCAGGCCUACUCCACCCCCGCUGCCCACUACCCUGUUGGAAGCACCUCCUCUGCUCCCGCUGAGUACUACGGAUCCAGCGCCAGCUCUACUCCUUGCGAGAGCUCCACUGUCCCAGCUGCCUCCAAGACCCAGCCUGCUGGAUAUCCUGCUUCUUCCAGCCCAGCUGCCUACGGCUCGUACCCCGCUGCCUCCAGCCCGGCUGCCUACGACUCCUACCCAGCUGCCUCUUCCCCAGCUGCUUACCAGCCCGCGCCAGCUGUCUCUUCUCCCGCCGCCUACGGUUCUUACCCAGCUGCUUCUUCCCCCGCUGCCUACGGCUCGUACCCGGCUGCUUCCAGCCCGGCUGCCUACCAGCCCGCUCCCGCUGCCUCUAGCCCAGCUGCCUACGGCUCGUACCCAGCUGCCUCUUCCCCAGCCGCUUACCAGCCUGCCCCAGCUGUCUCCACCCCAGCUGCCUACCAGCCCGCUGCCACCCCUACCCCUGCCGCCUACGAGAGCACUCCCUCCAACGAGUACUCGUCUGGCUCCCAGGCUUACGGCAGCAGCGACAAGCCAUCUGAGAGCUACUCUGACUACGAUUCCUACUAAAGUAAACGUAGUAGUAUAAAUUACUGUUUCUUUCCUAGCGUUGAGAUUAUGUUGAGUUUGGAAGUGUGUGUGUGUGUGUGUGUGUGUGGAGAAGAGUGAAGUGGAAGGAUGAAGAUUUAAACAAAAGAGAGAGAGAAAGAGAUAUAGAAAUUGUUAGAUAAGAAGCCAAAAAAAUGAUAUUCUAAAUCUCGUU
This is a messenger RNA of Bipolaris maydis ATCC 48331, 2256 nucleotides long. RefSeq lists its product as uncharacterized. Lineage: Eukaryota; Fungi; Ascomycota; Dothideomycetes; Pleosporales; Pleosporaceae. The record is from RefSeq and is a predicted model, not a curated record.